This is a messenger RNA of Emiliania huxleyi CCMP1516, 678 nucleotides long. RefSeq lists its product as hypothetical. The record is from RefSeq and is a predicted model, not a curated record. Lineage: Eukaryota; Haptophyta; Isochrysidales; Noelaerhabdaceae. Bases 1 to 678 code for a protein of 225 amino acids. The transcript has 3 exons. Gene Ontology annotation, cellular component: membrane.
AUGGCCGCUCUCGCCACCGUGCUGCAGGCGAUCGACGAGCGUGUCUCGCUGAAGCACGUCCACCGGCGGCUGCAGGCCUUCGCGCGCGUCCUGAUCGUCGGAACCUUCAUGGACGACGCGCUGCGCGUGAUGUGCGACUACCGGGGGCAGGCGGCGACGAUGAAGUCAGUGGGGUGGGGCGUCUCGCUGCCGCCAGGGUCGCAAGCGGCCGUGCAGUCGCUGAUGCCCUCGGUCUUCAUCGCGACGCAGACGAUCGGCGUGCUGCUCAUCCUCACGCGGCUCGCGCCGCAGGCGGGUUGCCUCGUCCUCGUGGCGUGGGCGGGCGUGCACCCGUUCAUGUACGCGCAGCAGAAGAACCUCGAGUUCCUGCUGGAGUCGGUCACCAUCAUCGGCGGCCUGCUCAUUCUGCUCACAUCGGAGCGCGCCAUCGCCACGCGCGAGCGGCUGCUGAGCGGCGGCGGCGGCGUGCUCGGCACGCCGGCGGAGCAAAAGGAGGCGCAGGCGAACGAGAAGAACCAGCUGCUCUUCGCGGGCCGGCUGAUGCUCUGCGCCGUCUUCGUCUACUACUCGGUCAAGAUGAGCAUCGAGCGCGCGCUGCUCGGCGGGCCGAUCAACCACGAGGACCCGAUCCACGCUCUCUUUGCGCUGUUCGUCCUGCUGCUGCUCGCACGGGCCUGA